Molecule: messenger RNA, 2194 nt
Organism: Pterocles gutturalis (yellow-throated sandgrouse)
Lineage: Eukaryota; Metazoa; Chordata; Aves; Pterocliformes; Pteroclidae
Gene: RAB11A
Product: RAB11A, member RAS oncogene family
Exons: 4
Biological process (GO): neurotransmitter receptor transport, endosome to postsynaptic membrane; melanosome transport; exocytosis
Cellular component (GO): postsynaptic recycling endosome; transport vesicle; axon
Molecular function (GO): GTPase activity; GTP binding
Source: RefSeq, a predicted model, not a curated record
GUAGUUGUCCUUAUUGGAGACUCUGGAGUAGGCAAGAGUAACCUUCUGUCUCGGUUCACCCGCAAUGAGUUUAACUUGGAAAGCAAAAGCACCAUUGGAGUAGAGUUCGCAACAAGAAGCAUCCAAGUUGAUGGGAAGACAAUAAAGGCUCAGAUAUGGGACACAGCAGGGCAGGAGCGAUACCGAGCUAUAACGUCAGCGUACUAUCGUGGAGCUGUAGGGGCAUUAUUGGUGUAUGACAUCGCUAAGCACCUUACUUACGAGAACGUAGAGCGAUGGUUGAAAGAGCUGAGAGACCAUGCUGACAGCAAUAUUGUAAUCAUGCUUGUGGGAAACAAGAGCGACUUGCGCCACCUCAGAGCAGUCCCUACAGAUGAGGCCAGAGCUUUUGCAGAGAAGAAUGGUUUGUCAUUUAUCGAGACAUCUGCUUUAGACUCCACAAAUGUGGAAGCAGCUUUCCAGACUAUUCUGACAGAGAUCUAUCGUAUUGUUUCCCAGAAGCAAAUGUCUGACAGACGUGAAAACGAUAUGUCUCCAAGCAACAACGUGGUUCCCAUUCAUGUCCCUCCAACCACCGAAAACAAACCAAAGAUGCAGUGCUGUCAGAAUAUAUAGAAUUGUUCAUUCUUUCCUAAAAGGCUGUGUAUAUUCCCCAGGUCCAAGAUUUAAAUAUAUUUGUAAUUCUUGUGCUUACUUUCUUGUGUUUAGUUACUGCUUAUUCCUUCUGAAUUUCUCCAUGUCUUAAACACUUUGAUUUCAGUGUUUCUAAAUCUAUUGCUUCUGUGUGGCUGCAGUAUUUUCCCAACACUGACUUGUUGGUUUUGGUUCAGGAAAUUGUUUGGAACUGAUCUGAUCUCUUUCCAACAUGACGCUCGCUAGUCAGAGCACAGACACCUGUAGUGAGCACUGGAAGGUGUUAUUCUGCUCCUCGCAGAACAAUUACUGUCAGGUUAGCUAGGAAAAUAUCUCUGGGCAGGAUAACCUUUCCCUGUCUGAAGGUGUUGAAUGCUGCAUCUAAAGCUUGAGGAAAUGCCGCUGCUCUAAAGUGCAAUUUUAAUGUAACUUAAUGUUUUUGGCUACAUCUUCAGAUUGUCAAGUAGAGAAUUUUUUCAUAGAAUAUUAUGGGGGAGAAAAGAGAAUUUCUGGCGAACAAGCAGCAGGGUUCUUGCUACCUGUGAGGCAGCUUGUGUGGUUUGGCCCCUGCUGCAGAGGGGGUGGUGAGGGGAGGCAGAGCUGCGGGGAGGCUGGCCGGGGACUCCCUCCGCUGUGCCUCUUGCGCACGAGCUGCGUGACUGCUGAAGGGCCGCUCCAACCCUGGAACUUCCAGCGUGUUUUGUGCUGCCCCAGACUUGGCCUCCACAGUGCUGGUGGUAUCAGGAGUUGAGGAUGCCUUCUUUCUUUCAUGGAACACAGACUUGAAGAGCGUUGUCACGUAUUACUUACCACUUUUAUUAAUACAUGGCACAUCUGUUAAUAGAGUCAAAUGUUUGAGCUGGUGAAUCAAUAACUUCCACAACUGGUCUUAGUUGUCAGUUGUUUCAUCCGGUAUUUUUAAACUACUCCAGUGGUUUGGUAUAUGUUCUUUAACAAAAACAGCUGGAGUAGUUUUCCUACUGGAUGUGUUCCUUCUGUGGUCUGUCACUCGGUACAAAUGACCUGUUCGAUUCGCUUGUUCAGGGAUCCAUGGACUGUGCCUUCUGUCUCUGCACUUGAAACCCCUGCGCACCACUCAGUACGUGCUAUUCCCAAACAUGCCGCUAACACCGAGGUUUGGGGGCUAGAGACACAGAAUUCCUACACUAUUUAAAAGAACUGUUUGUUGUAUAAAUGCCUGCGGUUAUUUAUACAAUUACAGGGAAGUAAUUGAUUGUAGUGGAUGUUUCUCAAACUCUGAUAUGACCCACUUGGAACAUCCAGGUCUGGGUAGGCACUACCAGCUGCAUUUCGUACCCAACCUUUCUGUCUUGCGGUGCUCAUGAUGUGUAAGGCACACAGAAGGCAUUGCUGUAGUCGGUCACUUUGGUUUUUGUUUUUUUUAUCCAUUUCUCCUCCUAGUUCUGAAGAUGCUGUUCUGAUCUGUUUGUAAAUUACUUUGUAUUUUAUGCAUGUACUGUACUUUGAUUCAUUAUUUUUUUAGAUUGAUUUAAAAUAUAUUCAUCCAUAAUUCUAAUAAAGAAUUACAGGGGACGACUCA